AUGAUCAUGGGUGCCAUCAGAUCUCUCGUGCUCACGGGCUUGCUUGGGCCUGGGUCCCGGGUAUUUGCCCAUCCAACCACUCAUCAGCCCCAUCUCGCCCGGAGAGGUGUUGAUAUCGAGGCUUUCCGGCUUCCCCUUCUGUCGGAAUAUGUCAACGCUACAGAAACAGCCUCUGACCCGAUUAUGACCCUCAGCAAGCGGGCUACGUACGUUGAGACUGCCACUGAGCUCGUCAAAGCUACUGUGCCCGGCGUCACCUUCAGGGUUGUCUCCGAUCAUUACGUGGGAGCUAAUGGAAUUGCCCAUGUAAACUUCAAGCAAACCGCCCACGGCAUCGACAUUGACAAUGCUGAUUUCAAUGUUAAUGUUGACAGCAAUGGUGAAGUCUUUUCUUUCGGCAACAGUUUCUUCUCUGGCGAGAUCCCCGAGGAGGAGCCCUUGAAAAAGAGAGACUUCAACGACCCCGUUCUCGCUCUUCAGAAGACUACCGAGAUCCUCGGCCUGCCCAUUGAGGCCUCCACUGCAUCUGCAGAGCCGAAGGAAGGGCAAGAGACUUACACUCUCACUGGCACCGAUGGCGCCGUGUCUGACCCCGUAGCCAAGUUGGUCUACAUAGCCCAGAAAGAUGGGUCGCUUGUCUUGACUUGGCGGGUUGAGACGGACAUCAUGGACAACUGGUUGCUAACGUACAUCGACGCCAAAACUGGGGAAGAUAUUCAUGGCAUUGUUGACUACGUAUCCGAUCUUGCGACCUAUAACGUCUACAGCCCGUGGGGUGUGAAUGAUCCCAGCGAGGGAUCUCGUCAGUUGAUAACGGACCCAUGGAACUCAAAGGCGUCCGAGUUUGCCUACCACAGCGACGGAACUACCAACUACACGACCACGAGGGGCAAUAACGCAAUUGCUCAGUCAAACCCCAGCGGCGGAACAGCGUAUCUCAACAACUAUCGCCCUACCCGCACGAAUCUGAACUUUGAUUUCCAGUACUCAACUAGCAUGGCGACACCGUCUGCCUACGCCGAUGCGUCUAUCACCCAGCUAUUCUACACCUCAAACAUCUUCCAUGACCUCUUGUACCUUCUAGGCUUCACCGAGGCGGCUGGCAACUUUGAGACCAACAACAAUGGCCAGGGAGGAAGAGGCGCCGAUUUUGUCAUCCUCAACACCCAAGAUGGCUCCGGGACCAACAAUGCCAACUUUGCCUCUCCUGCUGAUGGCCAGCCGGGCCGGAUGAGGAUGUACCUCUUCACCUCCUCAACCCCUCGCAGGGACGCCAGCUUCGAGGCUGGCAUCGUCAUCCACGAAUACGCCCAUGGAGUCUCAAACCGUCUGACUGGUGGGCCUGCAAAUGCUGGCUGCCUCAACUCUCUUGAGUCCGGCGGCAUGGGCGAAGGGUGGAGCGAUUUCUUUGCUACAGCCAUCCGUCUAAAGCGAGGAGACACCCGUGCGACAGACUACGUCAUGGGAGCCUGGGCCACUAACAACCCUGCUGGAAUCCGACCAGUGAAGUACUCAACUUCGAUGACCACAAACCCAUACACAUACACCACAGUGAACAGCCAGACCGCCGUUCAUGCUAUUGGUACCACAUGGGGCGAGCAUUCUCUACGAGGUCCUUUGGAACCUCAUCGAUAA
Verticillium alfalfae VaMs.102 is the source of this 1635-nucleotide messenger RNA. RefSeq names its product extracellular elastinolytic metalloproteinase. The transcript is spliced from 4 exons. The record is from RefSeq and is a predicted model, not a curated record. Bases 1 to 1635 code for a protein of 544 amino acids. Lineage: Eukaryota; Fungi; Ascomycota; Sordariomycetes; Glomerellales; Plectosphaerellaceae. Gene Ontology annotation, molecular function: metalloendopeptidase activity; zinc ion binding.